Molecule: messenger RNA, 2791 nt
Organism: Triticum urartu
Lineage: Eukaryota; Viridiplantae; Streptophyta; Magnoliopsida; Poales; Poaceae
Product: scarecrow-like protein 9
Source: RefSeq, a predicted model, not a curated record
UUACCAGCUCCGGGUCCAACUCCCGAGAGACCUCGCCGCUGGGGAACUGAGCAAAAGGAGGAAUCCCUCUGCCCAGCCGCGCACACUUGAUCCGCCUCCCCAAUCAAAUCACCCCUCUCUCCCCCUCUCUCUCUCUGUCUGCCCCUCGCCGCGCCCCCCUCUCUCCUCCCCCGCCGAUCCCGCGCGGCUACCGGAGGCCCGGCUGCGGCGGCGACGAGGCGGCAGGCGAUGACAUCGACCCCGCAGCCUCCCCGCGAUCUCGCGCACGCCGCCCCGCCCGCGCAGGACCUCACCGGCCUCGGCCUCGGCCUCGCGGCCGCGAGGUCCCUCCGCCACCGCCCGCCUCGCCAAGGAUCGAUACCUUCAGGUUCUGUGGAGCACCAGACCAUUUCAGGCUCACUGAUCCACUCAAUGAUUCAGUUCUGCGGAGCACCGGAGUACUUCAUGUUCAAUGAUCCGCAGCCGGUGAUCCCACACCAUGCGGCCGCGGAACCCAGUCCCAAUGCUCCCGUGGCCACCCUCUCCAGGGCCACCAACACAGAGACCGACAACCCCGAAGACUGGGAGUUCAUCUCCGACGAGUCGCUCAACUACAUCAGCCGGAUGCUCAUGGAGGAGGACAUUGAUGAGAAGGUCAGCGUGUACCAGGAGGAGUCCGCCACGCUCCGUGCCACCGCAAAGCCCUUCUAUGACAUCCUUGGGCACAAGUUCCCGCCGUCCCCUGACCGCACGCUCACCACUUGGUCCCUGGACAGCCCCAGUGAGAGCAGCAGCAGCGGUCAUGCCCAGUCCUUGUCCAGUGUGGGUACUAGCGGCAGCAUCGGUGGUGCUGUUCAUAGCAACCAGUGCCAUAAUGUUGGACACUCUGAGCAGCUGGAAGCUUAUCGCGGCUUCUGUGGCCGAUCUUCUCAGCCACUGGUUGCCUCAUCAAGUGGUGUUUCUGAUGCAGCAGAGUCACUAGGAGAUCCUUUGAUCACCAACGGCAGGAUCCCCGAGUAUUUGUUCGAGAGCCUUCCAACUUGGGAUUUCAGGAGAGGUGUCGAGGAAGCACAGAAGUUUCUCCCUGGUGGUGAUAAGCUAGUGAUUGAUUUAGAAGCUGCUGGUGUCUCAAAGCCUCAAGAAGCAGUGAAAGGCAUUCCUUUCAAUGUCAGCAGGACAGAGGUCUUGAAGGCCAAGAAAAACAGACAGAGCGAAGAUCUUGACUUGAUAGAAGGACGAAACAUUAAACAAUCUGCAUUCUGUUCCGAUGAGCCUGAUGAUUGGGUUGAGAUGUUUGAUGAUUUGUUUCGUCAAACUGAAAAGAAGGCUACAGUUCUGCGAGAAAAGAUGCGCAGCGAAGCUUCCAAGAAUUCUCAGGUCAUUCAAACGAAAGGAACAACUGGGGUGAAGACACGGGGCAGGAAGCCGACAAAAAAUGAUGUGGUGGACCUUAGGACCAUCCUCAUCCACUGUGCACAGGCAGUGGCAGCUGAUGACCGCCGAACUGCUAAUGAGUUGCUGAAGCAAAUAAAACAGCAUUCUAAGGUAAAUGGGGAUGGCAGCCAGAGGCUGGCGUUUUGCUUUGCACAGGGUCUCGAGGCUCGCUUGGCUGGUACAGGGAGCCAGCAGUACCAUAGGCUUGUAGCAAAGCGGACAACCGCGUCCGACAUGCUUAAGGCGUACCAUCUUUACUUUGCAGCAUGCCCAUUCAAGAGGCUCUCACAUUUCCUCUCCAAUCAAACAAUCUUGAGCAUGACAAAAAAUGCAAAGAAGGUGCACAUAAUUGACUUUGGCAUUUAUUUUGGCCUCCAAUGGCCAUGCCUCAUCAGGCGUCUCUCCAAGAGGGAAGGUGGUCCACCAAUUCUUCGCAUCACGGGAAUUGAUGUACCCGAGCCUGGUUUCCGCCCUACCGAGCGCAUCGAAGAGACGGGACAGAGGCUCGCGGAGUAUGCCAAGAAGUUUGAGGUGCCUUUUGAGUACCAUGGCAUAGCAUCAAAGUGGGAAACCAUCCGUGCUGAGGAUCUCAAGGUUGGCAAAGACGAAGUGGUGAUUGUUAAUUGCCUGUACCGUUUCAGAAAUCUUAUUGACGAAACAGUGGCUGUAGACAGCCCUAGGAAUAGGGUGCUCAACACUAUAAGGCAAGUGAAUCCAGCAAUUUUCAUCCAUGGGAUUGUGAAUGGGUCAUACAGUGUUCCUUUCUUCAUCACACGUUUCCGUGAGGCAUUGUUCCAUUUCUCUGCAUUGUUUGACAUGCUUGAGGCAACUGUGCCGCGGGAUGAUGACCAGCGUAGGCUCAUAGAGAGGGAUCUCUUUGGCCGAGAGGCACUCAAUGUGAUUGCAUGUGAGGGCUCAGACAGAGUCGAGAGACCAGAGACAUAUAAACAGUGGCAAGUCAGGAACCUGAGGGCUGGAUUUGUUCAGUCUCCGUUAAACCAGGACAUUGUGAUAAAAGCCAAAGACAAAGUGAAAGAUAUAUAUCACAAAGAUUUUGUCAUAGACGAAGACAGUGGAUGGCUCCUCCAAGGGUGGAAAGGAAGGAUAAUUUAUGCUAUAACUACAUGGAAGCAUAAUAACAGUUAGGUUCUUCGUCUGCAUGUCUCUUACACCAUUGUUGAAGGCAGAGCUUGGCCAAGUCACCAGUAUUCCAAGGAAUUGGCUUGAAGAAUGACAGGACUCUUGUCACACUGCACCGGAUUAAUGUGGGUGCUUGUAUACGAAUUCAGUGUAGUUGCAUCUAUGACUAUGUAGCCACUAGGCAGUACUAAGAUAAGCUAGAGGAAAGGAGCAGUGGUUGAGCUCUCCCUUGGCCAUG